CGAUGAUGAUCUGCGGCGUGUCGCUGCACCAAAUCUUCCCAGUUUCAGCUCACGUUCCAAUGAUACCAUGGCAUGGCUAACACGCUGGGCCAAGGACAUGGCGUUCCAGGAACCGCAUAAACACGCGAGACGUGAAAGAGCAUAAUGUUCCGAUGCCCUUUGCACUUGAGCCUUCACCUCCUCAGUCGUGCAAGCCCUUCUACCUUGAACCGUUACUACUAAGAAAAUGCCCAUCCUUCACGCAGCCGCCGCUCUGGGCGCGAUAUCUGCAGCAGAUAAGUUCAGCUCGCGGCAGGGGAAGAGAGUGCUAAAUGCAGAAGAAGCCUUAGCGUCCAGGGCGAGCACAAGUUCGGACACGAACGAGCGCAUACAACCUGACGGUCCCGUCGUCACUGCUGUCAGACCAGCCCGAACAUCGUCGAAUGUCACCAGCUCUUCGAAAUCGCUCAGGUCUCCCACAAGUGUACCAUCUUCAGCGACCAGCAGCGACGCACAAGCUCCGCCAUCUGUGCGAGUGCACACGAAAGGCCCGACCUUAGGGAGCGGUUUCCCCUAUCACCCUGCUCUCUUCGAUCUUCGCGUGCAUCCAAUCAAAUGGGAGCAAUUCACAGAAUCGAUUGUCGAGACUACAAAGCUUUCGACCAAGGAACGCAUGAAAGUAUGGGCGUUCGGUGCAGGAGUUGUGGCCGGAAUUGGUACGCCAGACUCUGUCCACAUCGCUCGCAAUAAGAGUCGGCGGUAUCAAGAAGACAAGAUCAAAGCUGGUGUUGCAGAAGAAUCGGAGUCUAGUCUUGGGGAGCUUCUUCGUCAGUGGAACGAGAAGUACUUCGCCGAGCGCGGUCUUCUCGCGAGGCUGGAGCUCAGCGAGUCCGCUUUAAAGUCUCCAAAUCAGCAAAGCAAGCUGUUCCAGCGAGAAGCGCAUUGGUAUGGUAACAAGGAGGACCGUGAGCGCAAGCGUGAGGAGCGCAAGUUCGCAAUCGUGAUUACGCAGCUUUACACGCCGGACGAGCUAGGUGAUGCAAUGCACGAGCUCGACGCUGGCUCUUCUAUUGAAGAGGCCCCGGAUUCUACAGACGCCAGAGUCUAUCAUGUUGAGGCUCCAACUGCGAACAAGGACCUGCCCGAACUACCAAGCGGCGCUGACUGGGAGAAAGACGUUUCGGAACUGCCGGACAAAAAGGUGCAUCUGCUUGCAGAAUUGCCGUCGGCAACACAAUACGCUGAGCUUGAAGGCGACAGCCACCCUGUGCCUCAGUCAUGCAAUACGAUGAGCGCUGCUACUCACGCCAAAGUGCAUCAGAACAUAAGCCAUGUGUGAUCUAUGCGAUGCGAAUGGUAGCAGACUUGCGGUGAGAGGAGAGCACAGGAGAGGACAAGUGAUGGGUGGUGCUUGCAUAACACACACACUUGUGAGGAUGUUAGGGUAGGGUAGGGUGGGGUGGGGUGGGGUGGGUGCGGUGCGGUGCGGUGCGCAGUUGCACGAUCGAAGCGUGGCGUGGCAAGAAUGACACCCAAAGCGGACUGCCGAUCGAUUGAGCUAGUCGGUCUUAUCGCCGCCGACAACGUCACUAUGUACAUCACCAUCCCCGCAUGAUCCAGCCCUCGAUGCAACAUUGCGCACGCGCUAGUGGGCUGGGGUCGAGUCGCACCGCAACACUACCUGGUCUGGUCGCCAUGGCAUGCGAUGAAAAAGAAGGCAUUGGAUCCGGUGCGCAUCCAGAAGAAGCAGGCAGUCGCCGCUCCGGUAGCGUCCAUCGGAUUGAUAACGAGCACUGACGAUCGUUUAUAAUCUCGUCUUCAGAAUGCCCGUGUCCGCAGUGCUCAAUCAAUGUUCUUUGCCUUCACAUUGCGUCAACAACAAUGAUCUUCGACCGAACUUUUGCUGCCGCUGCCGCUGCGUGCCUGCUCUCGACAGCUUCGUUGGCAUCAGCGUCACUGGGUCCGAGAUUUCAUCUUCACCCCAAGCAGGAGCAUGGCAAGCGACAAUAUUAUCC
Molecule: messenger RNA, 1994 nt
Organism: Pseudocercospora fijiensis CIRAD86
Lineage: Eukaryota; Fungi; Ascomycota; Dothideomycetes; Mycosphaerellales; Mycosphaerellaceae
Exons: 1
Coding region: 227-1318 (363 amino acids)
Source: RefSeq, a predicted model, not a curated record